Messenger RNA from Brassicogethes aeneus, 323 nucleotides. Lineage: Eukaryota; Metazoa; Arthropoda; Insecta; Coleoptera; Nitidulidae. The record is from the annotation of a GenBank genome assembly.
AUGUCGGGUAAUUCUUGGCUUAAUAUGGGGCAACAAUGCCAACAGUGCCAUAUCAAUGUUUUACCACAUAAACAGCGUCCUCUGAAAAAACCCGACGGUCUUAACGUUUCUGACCCAUCAAAAGAGCAUCCCCAGGACCUCUGUCAAAAAUGCAAACAACUUGGCCAUUUUUGCGGGCUAAGAUUAAAAUGGUGAGGUGCCGGUUCAGUUGUUUUUUAGAGGGCCCUUACCCACCUUAUUUUACUUGGGCUAAACCUUUAUUUAAAUUAUGUAAACACCCAAAUUAUAAAAAUCAAAAUUCCCUUGUAUUAAAAAUUAUUUAA